Fibroporia radiculosa is the source of this 699-nucleotide messenger RNA. RefSeq lists its product as uncharacterized. NCBI's taxonomy places the organism in Eukaryota, Fungi, Basidiomycota, Agaricomycetes, Polyporales, Fibroporiaceae. Gene Ontology annotation, biological process: cell surface receptor signaling pathway. The transcript has 5 exons. Bases 1 to 699 code for a protein of 232 amino acids. The record is from RefSeq and is a predicted model, not a curated record.
AUGAACGCCCUCGACGAUAAGCUGGACGAUCUCUUAUCAACAUCGAACGCGGCCAUGCCAUUCCCCCUCUCCUUCAGACGAGUACAAAGCGACGAAAUUUUCGAUGGUGUAACCAUUACUCUUGAAGCCAUACAAGAUGCAUCUUCUACCUUAGGUGUAUUUCCUUUCCUCGGUAUCAUUGCCACUGCAGCACUCGGCAUCGUGCGGACUCUCCAGAAAGUCAGUGAUGACAGAGAGCGCAGCAUUCGCUUGGCACAGCGUGCUGCAGAUCUAGUCCAGCAUGUCCAACAAGCUGUGAGCCAGGAUCCAGAGGCUAUAGGAGUGGUGCUUUCUGAGAAUUUGACAAGACUAUAUACAACGUUGGCAUCUAUACAGAGUAAUCUGGAAAAAGACCUCGAUCAACGGUCGCUCGUUCGCUUCCUCCGCAAUAGCAAAAUGUCCAAGAAGCUGGAUGGACAUAUCGAAGCUUUAGACAGAGCAUGGAAAGUCUUUGAUACGAUGAGCUUGAUCGCCAUCCAACAGACAUUAGAAAAUCAAGCACAUAGAUCGCGAAGAGCCUCCUCUACGCAUGAAAGGCCAGGUACUUUGGAUAGUUCUAGGGAAUGUGUGACGCCGCCUAUAUCGUCGUCCUCAAAUUCAGCCAUGCUGUCACAAAUUUCCUCGUCACUUUCUUCUCAUUUCACUUUCCUUGUGGUGUAA